Chaetura pelagica (chimney swift) is the source of this 606-nucleotide messenger RNA. It is a transcript of the gene LDLRAD1, whose product is annotated as low density lipoprotein receptor class A domain containing 1. The record is from RefSeq and is a predicted model, not a curated record. Gene Ontology annotation, molecular function: protein binding. Bases 1 to 606 code for a protein of 201 amino acids. The transcript is spliced from 6 exons. Lineage: Eukaryota; Metazoa; Chordata; Aves; Apodiformes; Apodidae.
AUGAACAAAACUCACCCCCAGAGAAAUGGUGAUGUAGCUACUUUUGAUUCAACAAAGUCCUGCUCUGAAGAAAGAGCCCGGUGCUGGCCGCCCAGCUGCACCAGGAGAUGUGCCUGCAUCUUGGCCACAGCUCUGCUCGUCCUCACUGCCACCAGCUUGGCAGUGGCACUGGGGCUCCUGCCACGUGCACCAGUGAACCGCUUCUGUGCAGCCUCCAAUAACCAGACAGGCUUCUUGUGUGAUGACAGAGCAUCCUGUGUCCCGGCCAGCCAGGUCUGUGACAGAGCUAGCAACUGCAGGAAUGGAGAGGAUGAGCAGGAGGAACUCUGUGGUGACCUGCCUCGCAGCUUCCCGGGAUACCUGGUUUUCCACUGCAGUGAUCCAGCCUACUGGAUCUAUGCUGAUCAGAGGUGUAAUGGGAUCAACGACUGCGGAGACUGCUCUGAUGAGAUGGGCAGCUUGGCCGCCUGUCCCCCCUGCGGGCCGGAGUGGUGGAGCUGCACUCCUGUGCUCUACGAGUUCUGCUCCUGCAUCCCCAGGAGGCUGUGCCGGGAUGGGGUCCAGCACUGCACCACCUGGGCUGAUGAGUACAUCUGCCUACCAUGA